Molecule: messenger RNA, 2278 nt
Organism: Setaria italica (foxtail millet)
Lineage: Eukaryota; Viridiplantae; Streptophyta; Magnoliopsida; Poales; Poaceae
Product: paramyosin
Exons: 2
Coding region: 230-2194 (654 amino acids)
Source: RefSeq, a predicted model, not a curated record
UGCACCGGCACUCCAUCCCUCUUCUGCACCGGCACUCCAUCCCUUUCUUCAAUCUUCUUCAUCCUCUCCGUCCUUUAAUUUCCUUCUUCCACUUUGUAUAUAUUCAUCCAGGGGCAGCUGCGGCAGAGGCAGGAAAACGGGGAACAUUCUUGGGCUGGGUCACUGCAAAAGAUAGCCAGAGGCAUCUUCCAACUCGAGCAACAGCAAGCGCGUGGCAACAGCGACCGACAUGUCGUCGUCAACCUCUGCAAGUUUCCAGAAUAGGUCGUGGUUUGAAGAUCUCUUUGCAGAUGACAGGGUGAGGACCCUAUCGCAGCAGGUGUCCACACUUCAGGACAAGGUGUGGGAGUUGGAGCGCAAGAACACCCAGCUGCUUGGUGACAAUGGUAAACUGGAAAAGCAAUUGGAGGAGACGAAGGCGACGGCUCAGGGCAUCACAAGCCAGAAGGAAGAGGUGGAGAGGAGCUUGAAGGGUGAAAGUGAAAAGCUUCGGUCGGAGGUUUUGACCGCAGAGGAAAAGUAUAGGCAGACCGAAGCGGAGGUCGAGAAGCUCAAGAAGGAAUUAUGUGCAUUGGUGGAGGCAAAUGAGGCGGCAAUGAAGGCGUUUGAUGCUGAGAAGGCAGAGAUGAUGCUGGAAGCCGAGGAGCUUAGGAGAAAGGUGGAGGAACUUCAGUCCAAUAAGGAUUUUAUGGAGGGUGAAAAUGAAAAGCUUCGGUCGGAGGUUCUGACUGCAGAACAAAAACAUAGCAUGUCUGAAGCAGAGGUUGAGAGGCUCAAGAUGGAACUGAGUGCAUUGACGGAGGCAAAGGAGGCGGCUGUGAAGGCAUUUGAUGCUCAAAAUGCAGAAAACAUGAAGGAAUUGGAGGAUCUUAACAGGAAGUUGGAGGAAAUCCAAACAAAUAAGGAUUUAUUGGAGAGUGAAAAUGAUAAGCUUCGUGCAGAGGUUUUAAUAGCAGAGGAGAAAUAUAGUCAAUCUGAAGCAGAAGUUAAGUGCCAUAAGCAUAUAUUGGCUGCAUUGGUAGAGGCAAAGGAGGCAGCUGCAAAGGCAUUUGCUGCUGAGAAGGUAGAAAUCAUGAACGAAUUGGACAAUCUUAAGAGGAAGAUAGAGGAAACCCAAGCUAGCAAGGAUUUGGUAGAGAGUGAAAAUGACGAGCUCCGGUCAGUGAUUUUGGCUAUGAAGCAUAGAUAUAGUCUGAUUGAAGCAGAAGUUAAUAACCUCAAGAUGAAUUUGGAAGCACUAGAGGUGGCAAAGGACGCUGCUACAAAGGCCUUUGAUGUUGAGAAGGCAGAAAUCCUAAAGGAAUUGGAUGAUCUUAAGAUGAAGGUGGAGGAAAUCCAGGCCAACAAGGAUUUGGUGGAAGGUGAAAAUGAUAAGCUUCGGCUGGAGAUUUUGACUGCAGUGCAGAAACAAAGCAUGUCUGAAGCAGAGGCUAACAAUCUCAAGAUGGAAUUGGGUGCAUUGGUGGAGGAGAAGGAGGCGGCUGCAAAGGCUUUUGAUGCUGAGAAAGCAAAAGUCAUGAAAGAAUUGGAGGAUCUUAAGAAGAAGGUGGAGGAAAUCCAAACCAAGAAGGAUUUGGUUGAGGGUGAAAAGGAUAAGCUUCGGUUGGAGAUUUUAAUAGCAGAGCAGAAACAUAGCAUGUCCCAAUUAGAGGUUAAAAGGCUCAAAAUGGAAUUGGGUGCAUUAGCAGAGGAGAAGGAGACAAUUGUGAAGUCAUUUGAUCCCGAGAAGGCAAAAUUCAUGAAGGAAGUGGAGGACCUCAAAAGGGAGAUAGAAGGAAUCCAAGUUAGCAAGGAAGCGGCUGAGAAAGCAUGGCGUGACAACAAUGCUGAGGUCGAUAGGCAGAGGGCUGAAUUGGCGACUAUCCGCAUUUCUAUGUCACAACUACAAGCAUCCUAUGACCGACUAGAUGCCAAGCAUUCACACCUGAACGAAGAGAAGAAUUCAGUCCAGAAAGCACUAGACGCUGAGAAGGUUGAAGCAAGCAAGCUGAAGUCAAAAAUUGAGGAGCUUGAGAACUACAAUGUUGUAAAGGGUGGUGAGACUGAGAAACUGAAGGCGACACUGGAGGAAAAGAAGAGUGAGAUCGAUGCCCUGAGCAAGGACAUCGAGCAGCUGCAUCUGGCAGUUGCUGAGGCACAGGAGAAGAAUAAGAAUAGCAUUUUAUCAUGCUUAUCAUCGUACCGCUCAAAAUAGUUAGGUCGGUAUACCUUGUGUUAUGAAUGUAAUGGUGAUCAGCUGUUAUUAUGCAAUGAAAUAAACAUCCAUAUAUGAUGAUCA